AUACUCAAAAAUGCUGAGCGUGCCGAGGCGGACACUCCCGCGCCUCCGAUUGCCAUUCUCAUCGUUGCAGUCACCAGCCCCAGCUCAAGUCCGGGUCGGCGCUAAUUGGGGCGUAUCAGUGACGUCCGAAUUGGUAAAUGGGCUUCUCCGAGAUGGCUACUAUGUGGUGCGCGACGCCUUCCCAGUCGAAUAUCUGCGUCACCUACGUGACGAGAUGAAGCUGUUGCAUACGAGUAACCAAUUAUACCCGAACUCGACGCAUGUUUUACUGAAUGACGUGGACAAGUCAGCGACCAAGACGCUGCUGUUAGAGAAGCACGACAUUUUCGAGACGGAGUUGGCGCUGGAUACGAUUCGAGACCAGUCAUCUGUGCCAUAUCUGAGGGAUUUUUUCGAGCAGCAAGUGGUGUUUGGGCCACUACGUCAAGCGCUACCGGACUGGUUGGGACUGGCAGGCCACAUGGUGAAGAUACAGCACAAUACUGGACGAGGAGCCUGCUUCCCCAUGCACUUCGACACGUACGGAGACGAUGGCAAAUGCGUCACAGCUGUGCUUUACUUGAAUGAGGAGUGGGAACAAGAAGAUGGAGGCGAAAUCGUGCUGUAUCCAUUCCCGAAAUCACGUGUAGUGGUGCAGCCGCGCUUCGGUGAGUUAGUACUGUUUUCGUCGCAGCAAAUGCUACACCGCGUGAUGCCAGCGAACAAGCCGAGAUAUGCCCUUACGACAUGGGUGUACCAUUCACCACCACCAAAUGCAAAGGCUGAAAGUGCUGCUUACUAUCCGAUAGAUCCGAGCGAACAAGCACCAGAUGUGGAGACCGCGACGUUCAGGGCCAUGAUCACCAAAAUAUUGCGAUCUCCAUUCCGUAGACAUCUCAUGAAGCUUGCCUAUAAGGACGAGUGGGUACGAUCUCUGCAUGAGUCUCACCUGAAAACAGAAGCAUUUGACCACUACAUGGCAACGCACACGAAAGAGUUGCAAGUGAUUGAGGCUGCCACAGUUCAGAUGCUGCAGAAUUUCCGAGCCAAAGACGGUGGAGCGAAUAGUAAACUACCGCAAACGACGGAGGAGUUGAUGCAGCGGAUGGGAGAUCCUACCAACCGCGAAUUUGUUCAAAACCUUCAGUUGCAGUGGUUUUAGUGACGCUAAGUAGCUACUACGUGAAGUACCUUGUAGAGGUCUGUCAAUGAGAUCCUGUGCUCCACAAACUGCCAACCUACUGCGUGCACCCGCGAGACAACAGAGACCAGCUCUUUGGCUCGUCGCCUUGGACGUAGAACUUGUUGGUGAGGUUGGACACCACACAGGCGUGGUUGGGCACGAUAACGAGACGCUCACCGAUACCAGGUGAAGGAAUGCCAUCGAUCUUCUUCACCCAUCCGUGUUCUUCCGACAGACUCGUCACUUCGAAACAGAUGAGUUCCUUUCCAUCGUCGAGCAGUGUCUUGUUCUGCGUAGGCUCCUUGACCACACGCUCAAAGUCCUUU
Molecule: messenger RNA, 1488 nt
Organism: Phytophthora nicotianae INRA-310
Lineage: Eukaryota; Oomycota; Peronosporomycetes; Peronosporales; Peronosporaceae
Exons: 1
Coding region: 11-1141 (376 amino acids)
Biological process (GO): cellular response to hypoxia
Molecular function (GO): peptidyl-proline dioxygenase activity; L-ascorbic acid binding; ferrous iron binding
Source: RefSeq, a predicted model, not a curated record